Cavenderia fasciculata is the source of this 1950-nucleotide messenger RNA. RefSeq lists its product as uncharacterized. Lineage: Eukaryota; Evosea; Eumycetozoa; Acytosteliales; Cavenderiaceae. The transcript is spliced from 3 exons. Bases 1 to 1950 code for a protein of 649 amino acids. Gene Ontology annotation, cellular component: membrane. Gene Ontology annotation, molecular function: transmembrane transporter activity. The record is from RefSeq and is a predicted model, not a curated record.
AUGGACGACGAUGAUGAUGGAUUAGAUAAUAUAAUCCAAGUUGAGUUGGCUCCAACUCUUUUUACAAUCAAUUAUUUCAAAGUUUUUAAAAAACAAUAUUAUUAUUAUUAUUAUUGUUUGUUGAGAGUGGUAGCAGUUACUGAAUCUUCAACUUCAACAACAACGAUGGGAGUCAAAUCAGAUUUGGCAACCUUUUUUACUUCAUAUGUAUCAUGUAAAGUGAUAUACUUUUUGGAAUUUGCAUUCCUUUCAUGUUUUCUACCAUAUAUAACUAUAUACCUAAAGGUUGGCGCAAUGAUGGAGCCAUGGUAUAUCGGCAUCUUGACGAGUUUAAUUCCAUUCAUGUCUUUUAUAUUCACACCCCUAUGGACACUGGUCACCGACAAGUACAACAAUCAUCGAGUCGUAUUGAUUGUAUCGUGUCUCAUGACUGGUCUAUUCCUUGGUCUACUCUUACUCGUUGGUUCCAACGUCAUAGGAGUAUUUUUCGCAACUCUGUGCUAUGCAAUUGCAGCUUCCCCCAUUAGCGCAUUAAUCGAUUUCCUUGUCAUCCAAAAAUUAGAUACCGAUCGUCAAAUGUAUGGACAACAAAGAUUAUGGGGAGCUAUAAGUUGGGGUAUUAUAUCAUUUACAACUGGAUAUUUAAUUGAUAUAUUUGAAAAUAUACAUCUUAUCAUUUAUUGUUAUAUAUUGUGGAUGUUGGUAUUUGUGACGGUGGUAUUUUUCCUAAACUUCAAGUCAACCACUGCCAAACUAUUCCAACAAAUUAAAAACCUCGAAGUCAUUGACUCGUCCAAGAAUCUUCUCAACCUUUUAUCGACCAACAUCCAUUCGUCGAUCAGUAAUAACAAUAGUGCCAAUAGUAGUAAUAGUGACCUCUCAACGAUUGGAUCGGGAGUGUCAACACCAAACAUGAACCAAGAGGAGGAAUAUGGACAUCAUCGUCUAUCUCCAACUUCAUCAUCUUCUUCAACUUCUUCAUUAUCGAGUGCAUUUGAAGAAGGAGGAGGAGAAGACAGACGUCCACAAAUGGUUGUUGAAAUUACAACAGCCACAAUGAUGGAAGAUAGCGAUAUGACAAAGAAACAACAAAAGAGAUCAUUAUUGGAAGAGAGUGAGAAGAUGGAUAUGGAAGAUAUAGAUAUACUUGAUGGUGCUGAUGAAAGUGGACUGACUGGCGAGUCAGAUAAUAACAAAGUAUCAAUGAGAGUAGUAUUGAAAGGUGUCAUUCACAACACACCAUUUAUGCUAUUUCUAUUUGCCAUUAUGAUAUCUGGUAUGGCACAAACUAUUAUAUCCAACUUUUUAUUUCUCUUUCUCAAAGAUCAUCUUCAAGCAAGUACUAUUUUGCUCGGUGCCACCCUACCAUUCACAGUCAUCAUGGAAUUACCCUUUUUCUUUUUCGGAAAGGUAUUGCUCGAACGAAUUGGUGUCAAGUGGAUGAUUGCAAUUGGUCAUAUUGCCUUUAUCGUCCGUCUCGUCGCCUAUAAUAUAUUUACUAUCCCAGGUAUCUCCCCGUGGUGGGUUAUGCCUAUCGAGACACUCCACGGUGUCGCCUUUGCUGCCAUCUGGACUGCAGGUAUUGAAUACUCGUCACUCAUGGCCGAGAAGGGAUACCAAGCCACCUACCAAGGUAUUUUUGCGUCGAUCAAUGGUGGUUUGGGGUCUGGUCUCGGAUCGAUCAUAGGAGGAUUCAUCUAUCAACAUAUUGGUCCAUUUGCACUGUGGCGAUUUGCAGCAUGUGCCACAACAAUGAGUCUAGUCAUAUUCCUCAUUACAAGCAUCUAUUUUAAUCCCGACAAGAUUAGCAAGAAAUUCCAACACGUUGAAGGGUCUUCAACCUUUGACCAAGAAGCAGAAGAAGAUAACAUACAAUUAGAACCAUACCAAACAAGAGGAGAAGGAGGAGUACACGACAACCAACACGAUGACGAAGAGCUCAAAGUUUAA